GUACUUCCGGCCGCCAGGCGCGCACGCGUACUCUCUAGCGGGUCUGGUUUGACAGCUUAGACUGAGGUAAGGAGGGAGCAGGUGUCGCGAGAGUUGGCAGCGCGCCACCUCGUGGGGACCAUCACUAUGGCGAGUCAUGGGAGCGAGUCCGAGCGGGAGCCGCUUUUGGGCCACAGAACACCGGGAAGCAGAGAAUGGGAUGUGAUAGAAACUCAAGAGCACUAUAAAAGCCGAUGGAGGUCUAUUAGGAUUCUCUAUCUUACUAUGUUCCUCAGCAGUGUUGGAUUUUCUAUUGUAAUAAUGUCUAUAUGGCCAUACCUCCAAAAGAUUGAUCAGACAGCCGAUGCAAGUUUUUUGGGCUGGGUUGUUGCUUCAUUUAGUCUUGGCCAAAUGGUAGCUUCACCUAUAUUUGGUUUAUGGUCUAAUUAUAGGCCAAGAAAAGAACCUCUUACCGCCUCCAUCUUUAUUUCGGUGGCAGCCAACUGCCUAUAUGCAUAUGUCCACAUGCCAGCAGCUCACAAUAAAUACUACAUGUUGAUUGCUCGUGGAUUGGUGGGAUUUGGAGCAGGAAAUGUGGCAGUUGUUCGAUCAUAUAUUGCUGGUGCUACUUCUCUUCAGGAAAGAACAAGUGCCAUGGCAAACACAAGCACGUGCCAAGCUCUGGGCUUUAUUCUAGGUCCAGUUUUUCAGACUUGUUUUGCACUCAUUGGAGAAAAGGGUGUUACAUGGGACACCAUUAAGCUACAGAUCAACAUGUACACAGCACCGGUUUUACUUGGCGCCUUCCUAGGAAUUCUAAAUAUUAUUCUAAUCCUUUUCAUAUUAAGAGAACAUCGUGUGGAUGACUUAGGACGACAGUGUAAAAGUGUUAAUUUUGAAGAAGAAAAUGCAGAUGGCAGUCAGAUUUCUGAAGGAAGUAUUGAUCAAGUUGCUGUUGUGGCUACCAAUAUUCUGUUUUUUGUGGUUCUUUUUAUCUUUGCCCUUUUUGAAACAAUCCUCACUCCUCUCACAAUGGACAUGUAUGCCUGGACUCAGCAACAGGCUGUGCUCUAUGAUGGGAUCAUCCUCGCUGCGCUUGGAGUGGAAGCAGUGGUUCUUUUUAUGGGGGUUAAAUUACUGUCCAAAAAGAUCAGCGAGCGUGCUAUUCUACUGGGAGGACUCAUCAUUGUAGGGGUUGGCUUCUUCAUCUUAUUACCGUGGGGAAAUCAGUUCCCCAAAGUACAGUGGGAAGAUCUACAUAAUAGCUCAAUCCCUAAUACCACAUUUGGGGAAAUUAUUACUGAGCUUUGGAAUUCUCCAAGAGAAGAUCACAAUGAACAACCAAUCGGCUGCCCUAGUGAACAAGCCUGGUGCCUGUACACCCCAGUGAUCCAUCUGGCCCAGUUCCUCACAGCUGCUGUGCUAAUUGGAAUAGGCUAUCCAGUCUGCAAUGUCAUGUCUUAUACAUUAUAUUCAAAAAUUCUAGGACCCAAACCUCAGGGUAUGUACAUGGGCUGGUUAACAGCUUCUGGAAGUGGAGCGCGGAUUCUUGGGCCUGUGUUCAUCAGCCAUGUGUAUACUUACUUGGGACCACGAUGGGCAUUCAGCCUCAUUUGUGGAAUUGUAGCUCUCACCAUCAUGCUCUUGGGGCUGGUUUACAAAAGACUCAUUGCAUUUUCUGUAAGGUAUGGGAGGAUUCAGGAGUAAGCUAGCAAAGACUGUAGGGAAAAAUAUCAUUCUUCCAUUUCCUAGACUUUAAGUUUCUACUGGAUGCUUGCUAUAAACUAUCUCCAAAAAUCAGUCUGCAAACAAUGCACAUUUUGAGUAACAAAAACACAUUGAAUAAUCUAACUACGAAUGGUAGGAUAUAUAAAAAACAUUAUGGGUCAUGAUUCCCUUAUCUCAAAAAUGAAAUGUAUUUCUUAUACCUUUUUUGGAAUUUCAUGAACUAAAGUGAAUAGAUGGGUAAUGGUCUCUACAUGUGAAAUUGUAUUUUUAUCAGUUUUUAUAUAUAAAAUGCACUUUCUGUUAUUAAGCUUCCUUGUGAAACAAAAAUGAGCCUUAAAGUUUCCAUUUGGCUUGCUGACCACCAGAGCAGGCAUUUUUCUUUCUUUUCCACCAGUAUGACCUCAUUACCUCACUCUUAUUCUCAUGCUACACCUGUCCUAUUGUAGUUUUUAAUCUCACUGAUUCUAAAUUAACUUAUGGGCAAGAAUGAUGCUAAUAGUUGAGCAAUAGAAAAUUAAGAGAGCAAGACGGCAUUACCCUCAGAAGGGCUAACUACUUUUUUUUCAAGUGCUAGUAAAUUCACUUUAGAAACAUAAGCCAAAUGUGGUUUUGUAUACUGUACUAAACAAUAAAUCGAUUGUUAAAAUUGCUAUUUUCCAACUUCCAAAAACUCCAGUGAAAACUUUCCUUUUACUAUCCCAGCUCUCAGUAAUGACAGAGAGGAACACAGCUGUUUCUCAUCUGUCUGCAGAGCCAUCCACAGCAGCAGCAUUAUUUGGACUUUGACUUUGGAUGAUGUAAUGGUCCCAGUCUAGUCAGGCUAGUACUGAGGCAAAAUGGCUAGGAUCUUACUGAAUUUACCUGAAGGUAAUUAAUACAAACUAUGCAUACAUUUCUACCUCUGUGUAAGCUGAAUACUGGUAUGCACAAGCAAAUCAUUAUUAUAAAAGAAUGCAGAAAUAUUUUUCCAUUUUGUUAUGCUUUCAAAUCUGAGAAAAAACACUAUAGAGUGCACUGUAUAUUGUUUGCUGUGCUCUGCAGUCCAAGUCUUCAACUCUAAUAGUGGGCUUAAUCCAAUGGCAUCAUUCUAGUCAAGCCAUUUUACUCCUCCCCACCUCCCAUAGCACAGCUUUGCUUCAGUAGGUUUAUCAGAACCGCAUGCAGGUUUCUGUUUGGUGAGGUCCUAGGAUCAUCUGUACUUCCUCUUCCAUCUUUUGGAUCACUUCUGACCUUAAACUCCACCCUUGGUUUGGUUAAUAUGCAUAAAUAACAGUGAUGGUAAUGAUUAAAAUAAGAACAAGUAAUUAUGGAGUUCUUUCCAAGUUCUUGUAAUGCAUGAUACAGUUUUUCACAGCAGUCUCACAGGGUGAAGAUAACCAUUCUGAUUCUUGUUUUACAGAUAAACAAAUAGUCUUCAGAGGCUAGUGCUUAACUACUGGUUUUCAUAAUAGGGAAAACAGCCCAGAAAAUUGCAGUAUCAGUUGCUUCCUAUGAGGAACUGGCUGCACAAGUAACAUAGGAAGCUUCCCAGUUCCUAGGGUAUAAUACAAUUCAGAUAAACCAUAACCUUAGAAGUAGUUGCACCUUCCUUGUUACUGUAGGUACCUGUUUUAUGGGGAAUGUACAUUUUUGCCACCAAAGGGGAGGGGGGUUUGGGGAAAGGGUGAGGAAGUAAAAUUAGCACAGUUGUAAGUCAGAAGUACAACAAAUGAUUAAAAAUUGAAAUAGAUGAAGACUUCCAAGGUAUGAAAACUGUUAUACAUCUAUUCAAGAAUAUUUGUGAAAGCCUAGAGAAGGGUUAUUUUGUCACUUGAUAAAGCAUCUCUGUCAUGGUAAGCUUCCCUAUAUUUACACUUCCAGCUCUUAUUUUUUUCCUUGUAUAAAAUGAAAUAAACUUGUAAACUUAAUGAAGAUAAACUACUUUCAACAUCUGUUUAAGACUAACGAAAGAGGAAAUCUAGAUAACGUUUACUAUUGAAGAUUUAUUUGUGAUUUUGUAUGUACCUUAUUGUGAAUGUUAAUUUCAAAUAAAACAAGAUUGCAUAUCAUACUUUCAA
Molecule: messenger RNA, 3764 nt
Organism: Nannospalax galili (Upper Galilee mountains blind mole rat)
Lineage: Eukaryota; Metazoa; Chordata; Mammalia; Rodentia; Spalacidae
Gene: Mfsd8
Product: major facilitator superfamily domain containing 8
Exons: 12
Coding region: 127-1686 (519 amino acids)
Biological process (GO): transmembrane transport
Cellular component (GO): lysosomal membrane
Molecular function (GO): transmembrane transporter activity
Source: RefSeq, a predicted model, not a curated record